Messenger RNA from Boleophthalmus pectinirostris (great blue-spotted mudskipper), 3370 nucleotides. RefSeq names its product heterogeneous nuclear ribonucleoprotein Q-like. The transcript is spliced from 11 exons. The coding region runs from base 157 to 1845 and encodes 562 amino acids. Gene Ontology annotation, cellular component: CRD-mediated mRNA stability complex; ribonucleoprotein complex; nucleus. The record is from RefSeq and is a predicted model, not a curated record. NCBI's taxonomy places the organism in Eukaryota, Metazoa, Chordata, Actinopteri, Gobiiformes, Gobiidae. Gene Ontology annotation, biological process: CRD-mediated mRNA stabilization. Gene Ontology annotation, molecular function: mRNA 5'-UTR binding.
ACCCCGCGGCCGCAGUACGUCACGAGCCGCCAUUUUGUGUCCGGCCUGAGUCCGCAGAGCGCAGCAGCAGCAGCCGCUUUUCUUUCCUUUUCUUUUAUUUACACUCCUCCGCCGCGGCCAACCGGGACCCCACGCUCACCACCUCUUCGCGCUGAGAUGGCCACUGAUCAUGUGAACGGGAACGGCACAGAGGAGCCCAUGGACACGGCGGCGUCGGCAGAGCGGUCGGAGAGUUUCCCCGCGCUGCUGGAGGCCGGACUCCCUCAGACCGUGGCCGAGAAGCUGGACGAGCUCUACGUGGCAGGUAUGGUGGCCCACAGCGACCUGGACGAAAGGGCCAUCGAGGCUCUGAAGGAGUUUAACGAAGAUGGAGCGCUGCAAGUUCUGCUGCAGUUUAAGGAGAGCGACCUGUCUCAUGUCCAGAACAAAAGCGCGUUCCUCUGCGGCGUGAUGAAGACGUACAGGCAGAGGGAGAAGAGCGGCGCCAAAGUCUCGGACACGAACAAAGGUCCGGACGAGGCCAAGAUCAAGGAGCUGCUGGAGCGCACGGGCUACACUCUGGACGUGACCACGGGCCAGAGGAAGUACGGAGGCCCGCCGCCCGAGAGCGUCUACUCCUGCCCCCAGCCGCCCGUAGGCACAGAGAUCUUUGUGGGUAAGAUCCCUCGGGACCUGUUUGAGGACGAGCUGGUUCCUCUGUUCGAGAAGGCCGGGCUGAUCUGGGACAUGAGGCUCAUGAUGAUGCCUCUGAGCGGCAUCAACCGCGGCUACGCCUUCGUCACCUUCUGCUCCAAAGAAGCCGCCAUGGAGGCCGUCAAACUGUACAACAACUACGAGAUCCGCCCGGGGAAGCACAUCGGCGUCUGCAUCUCCGUGGCAAACAACCGCCUGUUUGUCGGUUCGAUUCCCAAGAGCAAAACCAAGGAGCAGAUCCAGGAGGAGUUUGCCAAAGUCACAGAGGGGCUCACAGACGUGAUCUUGUACCACCAGCCCGACGACAAGAAGAAGAACCGCGGCUUCUGCUUCCUGGAGUUCGAGGAUCACAAAUCUGCCGCUCAGGCUCGACGGCGCCUCAUGAGCGGAAAGGUCAAAGUGUGGAACAACGUCACAGUCACCGUGGAGUGGGCGGAUCCCAUCGAAGACCCGGACCCCGAGGUCAUGGCGAAGGUGAAGGUGCUUUUCGUGAGGAACCUGGCAAAUGGCGUGACGGAGGAGGCCUUGGAGACGGCGUUUGGCGAAUUCGGGAAACUGGAGCGCGUCAAAAAGCUCAAAGACUACGCCUUCAUCCACUUCGAGGAGCGCGAGGGGGCGGUGAAGGCGCUGGAGGAGAUGAACGGGAAGGAGUUGGAGGGAGAGCAGAUCGAGAUCGUGUUCGCCAAACCUCCAGAUCAGAAAAGGAAGGAACGCAAGGCCCAGAGGCAGGCGGCCAAGACCCACAUGUACGAUGACUUCUAUUACUACCCCCCUCCUCACCACAUGGCUCCUCCCUCCAGGGGGCGUGGCCGCGUUGGCAGCCGCGGUGGCUACGGUUACCCUCAGGACUUUUAUGGCUAUGAUGACUACGAUUAUUACUACGGCGAUUACCACGGAGGUUACCGUGGCUACGACGACUACUACGGCUACGAAGACUUCCAGGCUCCGCCCAGAGGCCGCGGAGCACGCGCCAGGGUCGGAGCCUCUCCCGCCAGGGGGCGCGGCGUCGCCACGGGAGCGCCCAGAGCCAGGGCGGGCUUCCAGCAGCGAGGGGCGGGGCCACGGGGCAGAGGAGCCCCGCGCGGAGCGCCCCCCAGAGGCCGAGGCGCGCAGGACUCAGCCGUGCCCUCCUGCCCUGAGGACUGCUUAUGAAGCUCCCUCUGCGUGGCGCCCUCUAGCACCGGCACGCCAUUGGACCAGGGGUAAGGUCACCUGACUCCGUGGGCCAAUGGGAAGCGAGCGUCGGCCCACGCACGAGUUUGAAAGUUGGAGUGAAACGGCGGACUCAGACGUUGUCGGCCAUUUUAGAAAAGCUGUCCUAUGGUCGGUCUACCUCAGUGAAGUGCAGUCAGGCCCCAACGCGGCGCUGUCCGGGUGAGGCAGCCGCUGUGGUGAUCUGUGGCAGAGUGGUUAGCCCGUUCGCCUCACAGCAAGAGGGUCCUGAGUUUGAUUCCCGCGCGGGAGUUUGCACGUUCUGCCUGCUCCAGUUUGUCUCCCCCCAAAAUCAUAGUUGCUGAAUUUGGAUCUCAGUAAAAUAAAGAAGGAUCCGCCUCAUGUUCCCUCACGAGAAUUCUCCAUAAAUAUACAAAAACGUGACACAAAACUUCACAAACCUGAUGCGAAUUCGUUUAUCUUUCUUUCAUUUUUCAAAAUAAAACCAAAAAUAAUAAAAUGAAAAAACAAUUCUUCGUUAUUUGUCUCCAAAACCAAAAUGAAAAAAUGGAUAACGUAUGUUUCUCGUUUCCGUGAGCUCAGUGUUCCAUUUCUUUUGAAUUUCAAUUAAGAACGAAAAUCAAUAAAAUGGGGAAACGGUUUAUUUCAUUUUUCCGUUUUAAUGUCAAACAAAAACUGAUUUCGACCAAUUUUCAAUAUUUAAUUUAAAGUUAAUUUCAAAUAACACCAAUUAAAAACGGUCUCUGUGCCUGUUUCAAUUUUGAUAUUUUAUUCUCUCUGGUUUAUUUGCUCCGGAUUUAUAAUAAACUAUUUUUAUUAUAGUUCUAUGGAGACAAGUGAACAAAGUUUAUCGCUGCUUUCUGUUUCUCUUCAUGGAGUUCAAUGACUUUCUACGACCUCAAAGUAAAUGUGUCGCUAUAAAAGAAGAGACAAGUUUCUCCAUAAAACUGCAAUGAUUUUUCUGUUAAAUCCUUCUACCAGCAGAACUUCCAGGGCAAAUAAACCAGAGGGAAUAAAAUAUCAAAACUGAAACUUGCACAGACUUUUUUUGAUUGGUGUUAUUUGAAAUAAACUUUAAAUGGUGGAAAUAGAGGUUAAAAUCUGUUGUUGUUUUUUUUUGUUGGACACUAAAAUGGAAAAAUGAAAAACUGUUCUUUUUAUUUUUUGUUAACUGAAAUUCAAAAGAACAAAUGGUACACGGACUGAUGAUCAUUCGUUCAACCAUUUUCUUCAUUACUUGUAAAUAAAAAAACUGAUUCGUUUUUUCAGUUUUCGAUUUUGUUUUUUAAAUGAUUUAUGGAAAAAAUUGAUAACUGCAGUUUCUCGUUUCCGUGACUUGAACUGCACUUGUUUAACAUUUUAGACAAUCGUGUGAACAAAAUAACACUAUUUCCAAAAAAAUAUUUACAUGAAAAGUGUAUAUGUACAGCUUACACUUACCGUUAUCUUACCUGUUUUUUCCAUUAUGCAUUUAAACACAAAAUCGAAAUCUGAAAAAAACAAA